Molecule: messenger RNA, 1263 nt
Organism: Laccaria bicolor S238N-H82
Lineage: Eukaryota; Fungi; Basidiomycota; Agaricomycetes; Agaricales; Hydnangiaceae
Exons: 7
Biological process (GO): purine nucleoside catabolic process
Cellular component (GO): cytosol
Molecular function (GO): purine nucleosidase activity
Source: RefSeq, a predicted model, not a curated record
GUCCAAGUUGACACGGAUCCUGGGGUCGAUGAUAUCAUUGCCAUCUUGCUUGCGAUAGCAUCGCCAGAGCUAGAGAUUCUGGCUUUCAUAAUCUCCUUUGGUAACACUGAUCUCGACUCCUCUUUCUUGAAUAUUUUGAAAGCUUAUCAGGCGAUCGCUGGCCAUUUACAAAGGUUCCCUAAAGAUAAAGAUAGAUUUCCCAAUUUCUGCCCAAAAGUCAAGCCAAUACUCACCAAAGGGAGUGCAGGUCCUUUAGAGGGAGACCUUCAUAGUGCCCAGUAUUUUCAUGGAAGAGAUGGUUUAGGGGGGAUAUCAGAACGACAUCCCGACCUCGACUUGCCUCCAGAUACUUUAUCUCGAGCCCAUCCAUGUCUGGAAAUUUCUUCCCGAUCCGGCGUUGACGUUGCUCUUGACUUUAUCCGAGAUAUGCCUUCGCGGACUAUCACCUAUCUCGUCCUUGGACCACUUACCAAUUUGGCACUAAUGAUGAGGCAAGAUAGUGAAACCAUCAUCAAUCGUAUCGGCCGCGUCGUCUCCAUGGGAGGUGCGUUGGACGUUCCUGGUAACACAAGUCCAGUUGCAGAAUUCAACUUCUUCGCGGACCCUUACGCGGUCAAGGAGCUCCUGAUUUCCCCGUCAAUGCACAAAGGUUUACCUCGGGAUCGGUUCCUCAUGCUCCCUUUAGAUAUCACGACACCGCAUCAACUUCCAUUUAGUGUCUACAGAGAUGUCGUUGACCCUCUGUUCUCCUCCACGGCGUUGCCGUCCAUACCAACUGCAGAGAAAUCACCCUUGACUCAUUUUACAAGUUCUUUCCUGGAGAGAACCCGUGAAAUCAUGCUGGAGUUCGGCAGCGAUGCGGUGGAACUGCAUGACAUCGUGGCAGUCUGGUGUGCCAUAGAGAACCCACCGUUUGGGGAGGAUGAUGUCAUCUGCACGGGAGAAGGCUGGCACACUCGAAAUCGAAUUUUUGAUAUCGAGAGAACCGGCGAGAUAACUCGUGGCAUGUUGGUGGUUGACAGACGGGAUGAUCAAUCUGCAUAUUCUCCGGGAGCAAAUCGCGCCGAGGUUCAGAAAGAACUCGAAAAGCUUCACUAUAACAGCGCGAUAUGGGAGUCUACCGCAUUGCCCGCUCCAGUCGAAAUUGAGAAGGCUCCCAUGAUAUCUGACGGAUUGAGAGGCGUGCUAUGUGUUACACAAACCCCCGGCCCUAAAACUUUGCUACGCUUACUACUCAAACGAGUGUGGGGGGGCGUCCAAUGA